AUUUGAGACUGGCAACGCCGUGCAAAAUACGUCCAGACGCUGCUUUUUUACGUGCGGCAUCGGAGAAUAAUUGAAAUUUGACAGAAAAUACACAGGCGGCAAAGCUAAUUGCAUUUCGAACGCGUCGCAGAGGCAAGCCGGCAGCGAAAUUACACAUUUUGGCGGAAGUAACAACACAGUAAAGCCGCCACCAUGGCCGAGUACUUGGCAUCCAUUUUUGGCACGGAAAAGGACAAGGUUAACUGCUCGUUCUACUUUAAGAUCGGCGCUUGCCGCCACGGCGACCGAUGCUCGCGUAUUCACAACAAGCCAACUUUCUCGCAGACGGUGCUACUACAAAAUCUGUAUGUGAACCCUCAGAACUCGGCCAAAUCCGCGGAUGGCUCUCAUCUUGUAGCCAAUGUCUCCGACGAAGAGAUGCAGGAGCAUUACGACAACUUUUUCGAGGACGUUUUCGUCGAGUGUGAGGACAAGUACGGAGAAAUUGAGGAGAUGAACGUGUGCGACAACCUAGGCGACCACCUAGUAGGCAAUGUCUACAUAAAAUUCCGGAACGAGGCGGAUGCGGAAAAGGCAGCAAAUGAUUUAAAUAAUCGGUGGUUCGGCGGACGGCCGGUAUACUCCGAACUUUCGCCGGUCACCGAUUUUCGUGAGGCCUGCUGUCGGCAGUACGAAAUGGGUGAGUGUACCCGUUCUGGCUUCUGCAACUUCAUGCAUUUAAAGCCAAUCUCGCGGGAACUUCGGAGGUACCUCUAUUCUCGCCGGCGUCGUGCACGCUCCCGUUCCCGCUCGCCAGGCCGACGUCGCGGUUCCCGCAGCAGGUCACGGUCUCCGGGACGACGAGGAGGCGGCAGAGGAGACGGUGUAGGCGGAGGAAACUACUUGAACAACGAGCGGGACAAUAUGCGCGGCAACGACCGCGAUCGUCGCAAAGGUGGCGGGGGUGGAGGUGGCGGUGGGCGGUAUUAAAUAUUCUGGACAUUUUUUCAAUACAGUGGCAAUUGAGGGAGAAAGCAACGGACAAGCAACAACGCCAAGCAUCGUGUAUUUUAUUCUCUGCGUUAGUUUUCCACAUUUUUAUAUCACUUCGAAGUAGAGACAAGAUGAGGAGAAGAAAGGGAAAGGAUGAUGGGGUGUUCCACCACCUAUGUACAAACCCCCCGCGAAAUACUUUACCGAACGCCCAUUAGAAUUGUAAUUUACUAUACACACAUUCGUAAUAAUAAAAUUGAGUAAUACUAUAUGUAUACAGAAAAAGAAA
Drosophila eugracilis is the source of this 1261-nucleotide messenger RNA. RefSeq names its product splicing factor U2af 38 kDa subunit (gene U2af38). Gene Ontology annotation, molecular function: pre-mRNA 3'-splice site binding; metal ion binding. The record is from RefSeq and is a predicted model, not a curated record. NCBI's taxonomy places the organism in Eukaryota, Metazoa, Arthropoda, Insecta, Diptera, Drosophilidae. Gene Ontology annotation, biological process: mRNA splicing, via spliceosome. Gene Ontology annotation, cellular component: spliceosomal complex; U2AF complex.